Aricia agestis (brown argus) is the source of this 1158-nucleotide messenger RNA. RefSeq names its product alpha-tocopherol transfer protein-like. Bases 70 to 999 code for a protein of 309 amino acids. NCBI's taxonomy places the organism in Eukaryota, Metazoa, Arthropoda, Insecta, Lepidoptera, Lycaenidae. Gene Ontology annotation, cellular component: membrane. The record is from RefSeq and is a predicted model, not a curated record. Gene Ontology annotation, molecular function: phosphatidylinositol bisphosphate binding. The transcript is spliced from 8 exons.
AGCCAGGCGUCUAGUGCACGCAGUGGUCUGCAGCAGGGAGGUAGUGCUAGUGAAAUUAAAAAAAAAAUCAUGAGCGUGGCAACACUGGUCCAGCCGACGGGGGAGAUGUGGGAGAAGAUCAGGGUGGAGCUGAACGAGAACCAGAACACCAAGGAGCAGGACCUCGCCACUAUCAAGGAGUGGCUGAGGAAGCAGCCGCAUCUGCCUGAUGAAUUCGAUGAUCGUUGCCUGAUGUCCUUCCUCCGCGGCACCAGCUACUCGCUGGAGAAGUGCAAGCGGAAGCUGGACAUGUACUUCACCAUGAGGACAGCCUGCCCGGAGUUCUUCACAGACCGGGACAUCACUCGACCGGAACUGGACAAUGUUAUGGCUAAAGUACAAGGGGCACCUCUGCCAGGGUUAACACCGAAUGGACGACGAGUAACUAUUUGCAGAGGUCUAGACAAGGAUAUCAAGAUGGACGUCCUCAACAACGUGUUCAAGUUGGCGCUGAUGAUCGGUGACGUCAGACUGAUGGAGGAGCUGGAGGGGGUUGGUGGGGACAUCUACGUGCUGGACGCGGGCGUGGUGUCCCCCACACACCUGGCACAGCUCAGCCCCACUGCCAUCAGCAAGUUCCUGGUGUGCGUGCAGGAGGCGUACCCGGUGAAGCUGAAGGAGAUCCACAUAGUGAACACGUCGCCGCUGAUAGAGAAGCUCAUCAACAUCAUCAAACCCUUCCUCAAGGAGAAGAUAAAGAACAGAAUUUUCAUCCACUCGGAGAUAAGCUCUCUGUACGAGCACAUCCCUCAGAAGAUGCUGCCGGAGGAGUACGGUGGUAGCGGCGCCUCACUCGUGGAGAUCAAUAAUGCGUGGAAAGACAAGCUGGCGACCUACACCACCUACUUCAAAGACCAGGAAUCCCUGAAGGCGGUAGAGGAGCUCCGACCGGGGAAACCCACCAACUACGACGAGCUCUUCGGCAUCGAUGGCUCGUUCAGACAACUCUCUAUAGACUAGAGUCUAGACUACAGAGGUAGAGCUUCCUAAAUCGUGGAGUAUUCAGAUCGAAAUAUAGGGUUCCAAUAGGGAAUAUUAUUCAAAAGUCGGAGCAGAGUGCGUUACUAGCACAUACUGUAAAUAAUCCGACCAAAAUCCGACUAAGGGCCGAUUCACACC